This is a messenger RNA of Paramecium sonneborni, 1115 nucleotides long. NCBI's taxonomy places the organism in Eukaryota, Ciliophora, Oligohymenophorea, Peniculida, Parameciidae. The record is from the annotation of a GenBank genome assembly.
AAAAGAUUUAAUUUGCAUUAAUGGUUCGACUUGAGAAGCUGAUUUAUGAAUAAUUAGUGAAUAUUCGUGCAUUAAAAAGAGAGAGAAUAAUAGGAUCACCUAGAAAAUGGUAUUCUGAGCCAAGGACUCCAGCAAUGACAUUGUCAGCAGUGAAAUUGUUUACAUAGGGAUUGAGUGGAUAAAUAUAUAAAUUAGUUGAGCCUUUAUUUGCUAGGUAAAUAAAUGAAGAAUAUAAUAAAAUAGAUUCUUUUACAGAUGGAUGAGAAAUAUUGGAUUAGAGAGAGGAUUAGCAAUGGAAGAUUUAUUAUUAUUUUAAGAUAGAGAAUUAAGAAGAGAUCCUUUAUUUGAACAUAUAUAAAGAGAAGGAUUCCAUCCAUAUACAUGGAUUAUGUUUAAUAAAAGAAGAGCUAGAUUUUCAAAAGUUGAAAGAGGUGUAAGAGGAUCUACUGCACCUGAAUGGUUAUAAACAGAAGCAAGAGAACGUACAUUAGCUGAUAGUGUUGAAAAUAUUUAUGAAUGGGAUAAUUAUGUUUAUUAAAAUUACAUGAGUGAUAUGACACCUACAGCAAGAGGAACUAUUUUAUAAAAAGUAUUACCAUUAGAAUGGUUCUUAUUUUUUGGAUUUUUAAGAGUUGAUUCUUGGGAUAGAUAUUUUUAUAAUGAAGUUAUUUAUAAAGGAUUAGAAUAUUCAAAACAAGAGUUAGCUAAUAUUCCUAAACCAUUUAAAGCUUAAUUAUGUAUUAAUAUUAUAUUUAUCAAAAAUAUUAGCAACUGAUGAAGGUAGAAGACAAUUCGAAGUUAAUGUUAAUACAUUUAUUCAACGCUAUCCAGGUGCUAUUGUUAAAGAAGGGUAAUAUUUAUAUAUAUAUAUAUAUUAUAGAGAUAAAUUUGAUUUCUAAAGAUUUUAUGCACUUGAAGCUAUUAAUAAUAAUAGAGAUCUUAGUAAAUUUGAUUCUUCUUUGAUUUCUUAACUCAAAUCAGAACUCACUUAAUAGGUUUCAUUAAAAACAAACACUAAAGUUAAGAAACAAAGAGCCACAUUCCCAAGUUGGUUAUAGUAAGAUGGAAAAGGAUUCUUAGCAUGAUCAAUUUGAAUAUAUUAUGUCAAAUAUAUA